Messenger RNA from Chara braunii, 2835 nucleotides. The record is from the annotation of a GenBank genome assembly. Lineage: Eukaryota; Viridiplantae; Streptophyta; Charophyceae; Charales; Characeae.
CCCGCCGCACGUCCGAGGACACAUAGUGAUGAGUGAGACCCGCCCGCUUGUGAACAGGAAGGAGGAGAGAGGGCCGGCCUCUUGUAAACAUGGAGGAGUUCAAAUGGGUGCCGCCACGUAGGAGCUGACUGGCACACAACCGACGUACUGAGAAAAGGAGAGAAAGUCUACUCCUUGUUGCUGUGAAGUGCUUGCUACUCUGGCGCAGUGGUUGAGAGACUGACUGUCGCACAGUCGCACACGCCGCGUUGCCACACUGUAAAGACUGCCGAUGUGCUUCCGGGUCGACGUGCACGUGCACGUGCACGUCGAUGGUACAAACAUACAGUAAGUAGCCGUGACGUUGUGUUUCUUAAGAUCUAUUCAGCAGCGCUCUCGACCCAUUGUCGAGUGAGAUAUAGCGAAGUCAAAAACGUGUAUCUCGACGACAACCAUCGUUGUUCUCCUCCUCCUCCCUCUUCUCUCCUUUCCUGCUUCUUUCGUCCCCUCCUGUCCUUCUUCUGUCCCCUCCUCCCUCUUCCCUCUUCCCUCUUCCCUCUCAUCCUCCGUGCUAUCGCGAUGACGGUGUUGCAGUUCAGGUAGUGGGCAAGUGAUAGCCGUGGAUACACCAGCGAUCAUUCAUUCAUUCAAUCAAUCAAUCAAUCAAUCAAUCACUCACUCACUCACUCACUCACUCACUCAAUCACUCAAUCAAUCAAGAAGUCAAGCGCGCAAGUAGCGGGCGAGUGGGAUGGACUCGAAGAGGAAGCAGCUGCAGGGGAGCAGUACUUCGAAGAUUCCAUGGCUGAAUGGAUCUUUCAGUUUCGACGACUAUUUUACCUCUCUCGCGGGAGAAACGCUGCCCAUCAUGUUUCAGGAUGAGGACGAUGAUGAUGAUUGUCUUCUUGGCGGGAGGGAUCAUCAAAGAAACAACAGGGAGAGCCGGUCUGUCGGGACGCAGGAUGACUCCGACGGAGGAGAGCUGCUAGUGACGGAAGGAGAUGGUCGCGUGGUCGGCUUUCCCGGGAUGGAAGAGCUGCUGCCGUUGAUCAAGGACGUGCUGAAGCAGAUCGUACCGUUGCAUCGAGAGGAGGAAAGCAAAAUGGAGGCGUUGAUGGCAGAUGUCGGGGAGAGGGACCUCAAGCAUAGGGAGACAGUCUCCACUCUAGAAAGAGAAACCGAUGCGAUGUUUCAGCGGUUGAAAGUGUUGGAAUCGACGGUCACAAGAUCGGGGAGAGUGACGGGGCAGAUAUGUGCCGAGCUCAUGGCCGCAGACGCGGAGAUGGGCGUCGCUCAAAGUACCAUGAGACAAGUGUGCGACAAAGGAGGGGUGUCGCCUCUUCCGGAGGAUGACUUCUAUGAUCAUCAGAUCUAGGGACGACCGGUCAGUGUACCAUGAGGCCAGUGUGCGACAAAGGAGGGCUGUCACCCGUUCCUGAUGAUGACUUCUAUGAUCAUCAGGUCCAAUAACGGACGCUCGAGGCAAUGCCGACGAGCCCAUGGCCGCAGACGCGGAGAUGGGCAUCGCUCAAAGUACCAAUUGACAAAUGUGCGACGAAGGAGGGGUGUCGCCCCUUCCCGAGGAUGAGUUCUAUGAUCAUCAGAUCUAGGGACGACCGGUCGGUGUACCAUGAGGCCACUGUGCGACAAAGGAGGGCUGUCACCCGUUCCUGAUGAUGACUUCUUUGAUCAUCAGAUCCAAUAACGGACUCUCGAGGCAAUGCCGACGUGGUAGUGGGGUUGAGCUGGCUUGGGAGGGGCGCGGAAGCGGGGAGGGGGAGGCGAAUUGUGCGGCGGUGGCGGCCACCGAGCUCCGUACUCGUCCAUUUAUGUACGCUUGGCUUCGAUCCGUUCAGCUGGCUUGGGAGGGGCAUGGAAAGGUCGGGAGGGGGGAGGCGAAUUGAGGAUGGGAGCGUAUGGAAUGGAGGGGGGGGGUCAGAGGCUUUCGUAGGCAAGAAAAGAACUCAGUGCAUCGGUUGCACUGGCACUAAGAACGCAGUGCAUCGGCCGCACUUGCACUAAUUAGCCAUUUCUAAUGAGCGGGGGAAUUGUACAUAAGGUAGGGAAAGAACUCUCAGUGCAUCUAACCGCGGAGGACGGCCCAGUUCAUUCAGGAGGUAAGGCCCGGGCAGCGUCGGACGGCUGGCUGGCCCCAUUUGUGCCACGCUGGGCUGGGAUUUUUAUUCUAGUUUAUUAUGUUCUUACGAACGAAUAAUUGGGAGGUGGGGGAUGAUGAGGAGCGGCUGUUGAUUGUUUACUUUUGGCGGGGCGGCCGAUUCGCUGACAUUUGGGUCGGCCGCGCACACACACACACACACACACACACACACACACACCAGGCGCAGUCUCUGAUGGAUUUGCCUGUUCUUGUCUGUGUUGAUUGUAGUCUUGGCUUCUUAUGGCAGGCGUUAGUGACUGAUAGUGAUAUUAUAUAUAGAUGAUUGUGUUUUUUUCGUGUGAUGGUCAUACUUUAAUCGACUCCGAGUCGGCGUUUCUCUGGUUGAUCUGUGAUUGAUUUGCCUCCUUUAAUGGUGCGCGCUCCUAUCUUCACCCGAACAGAACGCCUGGUCAGUAAAGUUUGUAUUUGGGUCAACUUUCAGUCGAGAUACAGCGAUUGUGACCGGGCGUUCUAUUCGGUUGAAGACGGUAGUUCCAGUUGACGCCGGUUGCGCAACCCCACAAUACGUGCUCGAAAGCGCGGCUAUGGUGAUGGCGAUGGCAUCGAGGAGAAGUGGCAAAAACUGCGAGACGACGAGAACUGGCACUCCUCCUCGAUGUCAUCGCCAUCUCCUCACCUCACCUCGCGGCUAUGGCGAUGACAUCGAGGAGAAGUGGCAAAAACCGCAAGACAACGAG